Cataglyphis hispanica is the source of this 2306-nucleotide messenger RNA. Its product is annotated as dynein light chain 2, cytoplasmic. The record is from RefSeq and is a predicted model, not a curated record. Gene Ontology annotation, biological process: microtubule-based process; cilium assembly. Gene Ontology annotation, molecular function: dynein light intermediate chain binding; dynein intermediate chain binding. Gene Ontology annotation, cellular component: cytoplasmic dynein complex. Bases 110 to 379 code for a protein of 89 amino acids. The transcript is spliced from 3 exons. Lineage: Eukaryota; Metazoa; Arthropoda; Insecta; Hymenoptera; Formicidae.
AAACGGCCGGACCCGCGUACGGCCGAGUCACUCAUACGGAGAGGAGGGCGAGCCCGUUGUAAUUGUGCGAUCCGCUGGAGACGGUGUCAACGAAAAAAGCACAGACAAAAUGUCGGACCGAAAGGCAGUAAUCAAGAAUGCUGAUAUGUCAGAGGAGAUGCAGCAAGAUGCUGUUGACUGCGCUACUCAAGCUCUCGAAAAAUAUAACAUAGAAAAGGACAUUGCAGCAUUUAUCAAGAAGGAGUUCGAUAAGAAGUAUAAUCCGACGUGGCAUUGCAUUGUAGGACGUAAUUUCGGUAGCUACGUGACGCACGAAACAAGACAUUUUAUCUAUUUCUAUCUUGGUCAGGUAGCCAUUCUCCUCUUUAAGAGCGGAUAAGCUCGUUUCUCUAUUCUCCUAAACUCCAUCCUACCUUUUUCCUUCCUUCCUCCCUCCCUUGCUCACUACGUAAAAUAUACACAUUUAAAAUCACCACCAUGUGUAAAAGGAACGUCAUUAUGCAUUAUGUAUACAUUAAAAAAUUUAUUUUAAAAAGCAACGCAUGUGCCCGAUAAGCAAGUAAAGAGAAAUAUUAACGUUUCCAACUGAUAUAUUGUUCGUCGUUAUGCGAAACAAAUUCUAGAGAAACACACUGAAGGGUAGGGAGAUAAACUGGGAAAAAAAAAGAAAGAAAUGACAUACAACCUUACAUGUUGAAAUGUACUUUGUAUGCCAACAAGUUUGUUGUGUUCUUGUUUUAUAUUAUUAGGUGAAUAUGCAAAAUACGGUUGAGUUCAAUACUGGCGAUUUUAAAUUAGCAAAUUUUAGCGUAAUUGUUUAAUAUAUAGUGUUCAAAUAACACUCUAAGUGCACUACGUAUACUUCGCGUUAGAUGGCCACACACGAAGUGUGCCCUGCUUUAUAUUCUACGUAAAACUGGAAGUACAUGGUAUCUGUAGCUAAUCGCCAAUAAUGAAUGUAAGCCCGAACGAGAUUGAUUGUCUCUGCAAUUGUUAUUUUAUAUUAAUUGGAAACCAUAGUCUUUUGCGUACUACAUAAUUUGAUUUUGUAUUUUCUACAGCGACUGACAUUUCUGAUUAGACUAAGAACUGUUAACAUGAUUGAAUGCAAAAGAAAAAAAAAAAGAGCUCAAUCUCUCUCUCAAUGUACGAUAUCAUCAUCGUACACGUCUUAUUAAUAACAACUUUAUUUCGAUCGAUAUAAAACUAACAUGCUAUUAAAUAACAAUAUUUGACUCGUUCAUUGCUCUACCUUCAUAAUUUUUAUAUCGUGCACAGAUUACAAUGCAAAAAAAGGCAAAAAAAGAAAAUUUUAUCUCGAGACGAUGUAUACUUGGGGUAUAACAUUCGUUUCCAGAGAAAAAAGAUAUCACCUUCUGCUCAUAUUAAAUUCUAUCUUUUAUGUAAUAUUCAACACUCCAUAUUAUGGUACUUAUAUAUAUAUUAUAUAUAUAUAAUAAAUAUAGAUUAUACAUAUAAUAUACUAUUUAUAUAUAGUGCAAUCUUCAAACAAUUUUUCAUGCAGUAUUUGAUUAUCGUAAACGUUGCUACAUUGUUCAAAUUUUAGACUGACUAUUAAAUAAUAACAAAAAUACUAUCACACCAUACAUAAUUCUUUUUUUUAAUAGAAAUAUUCACACAAUGCUACUUUUUUAAGUAGCAAAUAUGUGUAGCAGAAAGUGUUCAAAAGUAAAACCAUGACGGAUAUAAAAAAAAAAGAAUCAAAUACUGAAAAUCGACUUGUUACCGAGAAUAUCUGAAAAUAUCUGAGUUGAUUGACAUGUUAUUAUGUUUUUUUUAAUUUAUUUAUAUUGUACAUAUAUUCCAGCAGUUUUAUUGAGAUGCAUAAAUAUUACAUAUAUAAAUAGUAACACACACAGAAUGUGAACUGUACUUUUACGGUGUUAUAUGAUGUACGUUAUGCUUUCGCCGUACUUGCUACAUGAGAUUGGUUCAAGAAGUAUGUUGUUAAUAGAUGUUCUAAAUGAACCUGCCGAAGAACCUGUUACGCUGUUAAGGCAGUGGUUGUCACAUUCGCUUGCCAACAUUUCAAAACAUUGCAAAGUAUCUGAAAUUGAAAUAUUUUUCGUAUUUUAUCUCGAAGAUACGAUCUAAUAAGUAAAAAAUAAAUGUAUCACCAGUGUACGUAUUUUUUGGAGAGUCGAGCUUCUCGACGUGGGAAUCGCUCUGUAUUUUUCACCGAUCUCGAGAUAUACUUUCGCGAUCGAGUCUGCAUGCAGAAGAUGCGGUAAAAGCAGAUGGAUAUUAUUGUGCUUAACAAUAAAAAUCAGUUCCACACAACGAAA